CGGGGGAGACCAGAUCUAGUGAAUGCAGGGUCCGGGGAGACCAGAUCUAGUGAAUGCAGGGGUCCGGGGAGACCAGAUCUAGUGAAUGCAGGGUCCGGGGAGACCAGAUCUAGUGAAUGCAGGGUCCGGGGGAGACCAGAUCUAGUGAAUGCAGGGUCCGGGGAGACCAGAUCUAGUGAAUGCAGGGUCCGGGGAGACCAGAUCUAGUGAAUGCAGGGUCCGGGGAGACCAGAUCUAGUGAAUGCAGGGUCCGGGGAGACCAGAUCUAGUGAAUGCAGGGUCCGGGGAGACCAGAUCUAGUGAAUGCAGGGUCCGGGGAGACCAGAUCUAGUGAAUGCAGGGUCCGGGGAGACCAGAUCUAGUGAAUGCAGGGUCCGGGGAGACCAGAUCUAGUGAAUGCAGGGUCCGG
Staurois parvus is the source of this 409-nucleotide messenger RNA. NCBI's taxonomy places the organism in Eukaryota, Metazoa, Chordata, Amphibia, Anura, Ranidae. The record is from the annotation of a GenBank genome assembly.